This is a messenger RNA of Colletotrichum gloeosporioides, 915 nucleotides long. RefSeq lists its product as uncharacterized. Lineage: Eukaryota; Fungi; Ascomycota; Sordariomycetes; Glomerellales; Glomerellaceae. The transcript is spliced from 2 exons. Bases 1 to 915 code for a protein of 304 amino acids. The record is from RefSeq and is a predicted model, not a curated record.
AUGUCAAGAUCAACUGGUUUAAUCUUGAUUUCCUUUUGCUUGCUGGUUCUUUUCACGGCUGUAUCCGAAUGCACCACAUGUUAUAGCUACAGUGGGCUGGCAUGGCCCGACCAGAAAGUAUGCCCGGGAUCCGAUUCUUGCUGUGGAGAGAAGGACACAUGUAUGCCGAACCGACUCUGCAAGAGUCCCGACACUCGCGAUAAUAUCUUGGUCCGAGGAACAUGCCUCUCAAGCCCAUGGGAUAGGAGCGAUUGCGCACAAAUUUGCGUUUUCAACGAGACAACUUCCAACACAGGUUUCGCAGAAUAUGUUUUCCCCAGAGUGGAAAUCUGUGAUACCAACACCUACUGUUGCCGGCUGGGAAGCGAUUCAUGCUGCGACUCCUCGAUAGGAAAGGUUUACCUUGAUGACAACGGCAUUUUGUCUUCUGCCCCCAGCUCGACGAGCUCGACGAGCAUCGCGAGUUCCACGGAAACAACCUCAACAGCUGCAACGACUACAACUUCUUCCGCAACGGCCUUCGCGACCACUGCCAUCCCAGACCCAGCUUCCACCAGCUCAGCUUCAGAAUCCUCCGCCGCCGCGGAUGGGUCCAGCUCUGGCUCCGAAGCUCUUGCACUCAAAGUCGGGCUCGGAGUUGGAAUUCCGUUAGCUGCGAUUAUUGCAGGUUUAGCAACUUGGCUUAUUUGCAGAAGAAGGCGCACCAAGAACAGUCACGCAUCUGAACAGCCCGCUGCCACCGCCUACCCUCAUUACGCGGAACACGACGGCUACGCCAAGAGCUCAAAUUAUACAACCCCAAGCCCGGCUGGGCGAGAUGAGAUGCAUGAGAUGCCAGCAAGAGUAAACGAAGGUUGGGACGGGAACCCACGCGAGCUCAUGGGCUCCGAGGUGCAGGACGGGCGGUAUCGUUGA